AUGAUGGCUGUACAGGUCAGAAGAGUGAUGUUCCCCGCGAUGGUGACUUUGUUUCUGGGAGCCUCAUCUUCAAUUUGGCCCCUGGCUCCUGCAGCGGCCUUCCUGCUUCCGUCCUGCCGGCUCAUCAACCAGACGGUGUCUCUGGAGAAGGAGGGCUGUCCAACGUGUCACCUAGUGGAAACAACCAUCUGCAGCGGCCACUGCUUCACCAAGGACCCUGUCUUUAAGAUAGCGUUCAGCAACGUGUACCAGAAUGUGUGCAUGUACCAGGACUUGUACUACAAGACCUUUAAGCUCCCUGACUGUUCUCCCGGCGUGGACCCGAGCGUCACCUACCCCGUGGCUUUGAGCUGCCACUGCGGCCGCUGUGCUAUGGCCACGUCUGACUGCACCUUUGGGAGCCUGCAGCCCAACUUCUGCAUUCAUGACAUACCUUUCUACUACUAG
Perca flavescens (yellow perch) is the source of this 447-nucleotide messenger RNA. It is a transcript of the gene lhb, whose product is annotated as luteinizing hormone subunit beta. Gene Ontology annotation, molecular function: hormone activity. The record is from RefSeq and is a predicted model, not a curated record. The coding region runs from base 1 to 447 and encodes 148 amino acids. Gene Ontology annotation, biological process: ovulation; G protein-coupled receptor signaling pathway. Lineage: Eukaryota; Metazoa; Chordata; Actinopteri; Perciformes; Percidae. The transcript has 3 exons. Gene Ontology annotation, cellular component: extracellular region; cytoplasm.